Solea solea (common sole) is the source of this 661-nucleotide messenger RNA. RefSeq names its product mitochondrial ribosomal protein L35 (gene mrpl35). The coding region runs from base 47 to 583 and encodes 178 amino acids. Gene Ontology annotation, biological process: translation. Lineage: Eukaryota; Metazoa; Chordata; Actinopteri; Pleuronectiformes; Soleidae. The transcript is spliced from 4 exons. Gene Ontology annotation, molecular function: structural constituent of ribosome. The record is from RefSeq and is a predicted model, not a curated record. Gene Ontology annotation, cellular component: mitochondrion; ribosome.
AAGAGAUUGUACUUACAGGCCGCCGUAGUUAGGUCAACAGGGAAACAUGGCCGCCACCCUGGCGAAGAGGUUGCCCUCGCUGCUCAGGCCGCUCUCUGCGGCUCUGCGUGCGGGGACGCCGCAGCUCCGUCAGCUCUCCUGCCUCCUCCAGCCUUCUCCUCCUCCUCUCUGGAGCUCCGCCGCAGCCGCUGUCCGCGCUCCUCUGCGGGCUGCAGUGUGUCAGACACCGCGAUGCAGCAUCCUACAACGGGUGUCGGCUCUCGUUCCCUGUCUGACUCCACAGUCGUGCAGAAGUCUGACGUACUACAGCCUGAGGAAGGGGAAAAGGAAAUCCAUAAAAUCGGUCACGCAGAGGUUCAUGAGGCUGCACUGUGGACUUUGGAUCAGACGCAAAGCUGGGUACAAGAAGAAGCUGUGGAAGAAGAAACCUGCCAGGAAAAAGCGCCUGAGGGAGAUUGUGUUCUGUAACAAAACACAGAGCAAGCUCUUGGAUAAAAUGACAACCUCUUAUUGGAAGAGGAGAAACUGGUAUCUCAACGAUCCGUACCUGAAGUACCACGACCGGGUCAACCUCAAAGUCUAAUUUAAAAGAACAGGCGUCUUGUUUUGUUAGAAUAUAAUGUAUUGCUGUAACACACACAAUAAAGUCAAAUGUCUCUGA